GUAAAGUUAUCCUCAUUCUCAGUCGGGUCUUUUCUCUCUCUCUCUCUGCUUGUCUCUUUCUCUGCGAUCGAGCUAGGGCUGCGUUGCCGGGCUUCUCUUCUCUUCCUCCGAUGGAAGGUCUCCUCCGCUUCAGCGGCUUUCUUGACGCCUCUCUGGUCCGAUACCUAAUGGACCCGCAGGAGAAUGAGGCGGCGUUCGACGGGGAAGCUCACGAAGUUGAGCCCUCAGACCACUCCCUCCACCAUUCCGCUGAAGACGACAGAUCUCACCUUCAGUCCGGCGACGGAGCUAGUCCCGACAAAGAAAAACUAAAGUCUUAGAGACAGAGAGCAUAGGGUUGAUUCGGGCUCGAGCAUGGCGUUUAAUCCGAUCCCGGAAAAAGUCCAGAAGGUCUGGGACGAAUGGAAUCUCCGGGGAUUCAUCAUCCUCAGCCUCUCUCUCCAGGCAAUCCUCAUCCUCUUUGCCCCCUUCAGGAAACGAACCUCCAAUAUGUUCAUGAUCUUCCUCGUCUGGUCGGCCUACUUGCUUGCGGACUGGGCAGCAGCCUUCGCCGUGGGGCUCAUCUCCAACAGCCAAGGCAAGGACUCACAACCCGACGACAACAAAAACCUCCUCGCCUUCUGGGCCCCGUUCCUGCUCGUCCACUUGGGCGGCCCCGACACUAUCACUGCUUUCGCCCUUGAGGAUAACGCCCUCUGGCUGCGACACCUGAUUGGGCUCCUGUUCCAGGUGUUUGCAGCUUUCUACGUCUUUCUCCAAACCCUGCCCGACAACAAGCUGCUCCUUCCUACAAUCCUCAUGCUCCUUGCGGGGAUUGUCAAGUACGCAGAGCGGACGCGGGCGCUGUACCUUGCGAGCCUGGACAAAUAUAAGCAGUCCAUGCUCAAGGAGCCUGACCCGGGUCCCAACUAUGCGAAGCUCAUGGACGAGUAUGCAUCUAAGAUGGAGGCAAAGCUCCCAACAAGAAUCGAUAUGAUUGCAGAGCCCAAAAAAGACAGUGUCAAGACCACGGCCAUCGAUGACUUUCCACGGGACCUCAACGUGAUCGAUUCUGUGAAGUAUGCUUAUCAGUUCUACGAGAUCUUCAGGGGCCUCAUCGUCGACCUCAUCUUCAGCUUCCGCGAGCGGAACGACAGCAGAAGCUUCUUUCAGUCGAGGACAGCUGAUGAUGCCUAUAAGGUAGUUCUCAUCGAGCUUAAUUUCAUGUACGAGGCCCUGUACACUAAAGUUGUCGUGGUGCAUUCUCUAGUGGGCUACAUCUUUCGAUUCUUUGCUCUGGGUAAUGUUAUAGCCGCCCUUAUUAUCUUCAUCCGAUUGGGGAAGGGUGGAUUCCACCGAUUCGAUGUUAGAAUUACCUUUACCUUGCUCAUCGGCGCUGUUGCCCUCGAUUUGAUUGCGAUGUUCAUGGUCUUCUUCUCUGACUGGAAUGUGGCAAACAUAAAGAACUUGGCCAAACGGUACCGAUCAGUGGGCGGUUACGUGGACCGGGGCCUUAGUCCAAUCCUGAGCUCCUUCCUCAAAAGAAAGAUUCCUAGGACUUCUACAAUCACAUUGAGGGCUGAUAUUAAAUAUGAUGUGUUUAAUACUCCGGUGCUAUGUCGCCGGUGGGCAGAAUUGAUCUCUGCACACGAUCUCAUUGGGUACUGCAUAAAGGAAAAGCCACGAAAGAUAUGCAAACCGAUGGGUUGCUUCCGCUGGAUGGUCCACAUCAUAGGCAUUGUCAUCUAUUCCCCGUUCCUCGUUGUCGUGAAACUGCUGCAACGUUUCAAGUGGUUUUUUGAGAAAUUAGGUCAAUGUUGCUGUCGUCAGAUGGGUUUCAUUGGGUUCUUGUAUGCUAAAUCCAUCUGGCUUUUCGAAGGGAUCUUUAUGUUUGUCUUCGAUAACUUGGGAUUGACUGAAAUCUACGAGGAGAUUACAUAUGUUUCGAAGAAUGCGUUACCUAAGGACCUCUGGGAGUACAUCUUCAACCAGCUGAUAAAGAAGGCCUCACUGGCAGAUGAUCCCGAAACAGCGAGAAUAAUCUGCGAAGCCAAAGGCGAAUGGGUCCUACAAGACAGUUCCUUAGGGAUCAAUCAUGAUGAAGGCCUAAUGCAGUACAUCAAGAACGUUGAGUACGAUCAGAGCAUCCUGCUCUGGCACAUUGCAACCGAUCUUUGCUAUUACACGGAAGAUGAGGACAGCUUAAACAAGACGAACGAUGAGAGGGAAUUCAGCAAGAUAUUGUCUGACUACAUGCUGUAUCUCUUGGCGAGGCAGCCCAAGAUGAUGUCUGCUGUAGCGGGAAUCGGGCAGAUCAGGUACCGGGACACUAUUGCAGAGGCUGAGAAGUUCUUUAACAGGAGAGGUAUUGAUGACGUCAAGCCUGAAGAAAAAAAAAUGAAGCGGGCAUGUGAGAUGGUCCUCAAAGUGAAUACGGAUGUCGAGCCCAUUGCAGUGAAGGGAGAUCGGAGCAAAUCGGUUCUGUUCGAUGCGUGUAUGCUGGCCAAGGAACUGAUUAAGAAGCAGAAGGAAAAUAAGUGGGAGGUGAUGUGCAGGGUGUGGGUCGAGCUUCUGUCUUAUGCAGCAAGUCACUGCAGGGCCGAUGCUCAUGCUCAGGUGCUGAGCAAAGGCGGGGAGCUCAUAACUGUGGUUUGGUUGUUGAUGGCUCAUUUGGGGAUCGGAAAGCAGUUCCAGAUAAACGAGGGUCAUGCUAGGGCGAAACUGCUUGUGGGUAAGUGAGAAGAGAGAUUAGAAGUUUUCCGGGAUUAAUGUUAUGUGAUGACACUCGUGGAUUGAAUAUGAAAUCGUAAAUUGAUUCUUCUUUGCAUCUCC
Messenger RNA from Punica granatum (pomegranate), 2811 nucleotides. The record is from RefSeq and is a predicted model, not a curated record. NCBI's taxonomy places the organism in Eukaryota, Viridiplantae, Streptophyta, Magnoliopsida, Myrtales, Lythraceae.